Vicugna pacos (alpaca) is the source of this 1605-nucleotide messenger RNA. It is a transcript of the gene ZRSR2, whose product is annotated as zinc finger CCCH-type, RNA binding motif and serine/arginine rich 2. Gene Ontology annotation, cellular component: U2AF complex. Gene Ontology annotation, biological process: mRNA splicing, via spliceosome. Gene Ontology annotation, molecular function: RNA binding; metal ion binding. The record is from RefSeq and is a predicted model, not a curated record. Lineage: Eukaryota; Metazoa; Chordata; Mammalia; Artiodactyla; Camelidae.
UCUCGCCCGAGAGGCCGCGAAGCGCCCGCGCGCGGCUGAGCACGCCCUCAAGCCCGCCCCUUCCGGCCGGCUCGCGCGCGGUUGGGGGGCCGGGGGCGUGGCGGCGCCGAGAAAAUGGCGGCGCCCGGACAAAUGAUGUUCCCGGAGAAAUUGAGCCACAAAAAGUACAGGGCCGCCCUGAAGAAGGAGAAACGAAAGAAACGUCGGCAGGAACUCGCUCGACUGAGAGACUCAGGACUCUCACAGAAGGAGGAGGAGGCAGCAGCGGAUGCUUUUACUGAGGAACAACAACUAGAAGAAGAGAGGCUGUUGGAGGGAGAGAGGCAAAAAUUGCAUGAGGAGUGGUUGCUGCGGGAGCAGAAGGCACAAGAAGAAUUCAGAAUAAAGAAGGAAAAGGAGGAGGCAGCUAGAAGACGGCAGGAGGAACAAGAGAGAAAGUUAAAGGAAGAAUGGGAAGAACAGCAGAGAAAAGAGAGAGAAGAGGAGGAGCAGAAGCUGCAGGAGAAGAAAGAAAGAGAGGAAGCUGUGCAGAAGAUGCUGGAACAGGCUGAAAAUGAGUUGGAGAAUGGCACCACAUGGCAAAACCCAGAACCUCCCACAGAAUUAAGAAUAAUGGAGAAAGAUCGAGCUAAUUGUCCAUUCUACAGUAAAACGGGAGCUUGCAGAUUCGGAGAUAGGUGUUCACGUAAACACAAUUUCCCAACGUCGAGUCCCACUCUUCUUAUUAAAAGCAUGUUUACGACGUUUGGGAUGGAGCAGUGCAGACGAGACGACUAUGACCCCGACGCGAGCCUGGAGUACAGUGAAGAGGAGACCUACCAACAGUUCCUGGACUUCUAUGAAGACGUGCUCCCUGAGUUCAAGAACGUGGGAAAAGUGAUCCAGUUCAAGGUCAGCUGCAACUUGGAACCUCAUCUGAGAGGCAAUGUGUAUGUUCAGUAUCAAUCGGAAGAAGAAUGCCAAGCAGCCCUUUCUCUGUUUAAUGGACGAUGGUACGCAGGACGGCAGCUUCAGUGCGAAUUCUGCCCAGUGACCCGAUGGAAAAUGGCAAUUUGUGGUUUAUUUGAAAUCCAGCAGUGUCCAAGAGGAAAACACUGCAACUUUCUUCAUGUGUUCAGAAAUCCCAACAAUGAAUUUUGGGAAGCUAAUCGAGACAUCUACCUGUCUCCAGAUCGGACUGGCUCCUCCUUGGGUAAGAACUCGGAGAGGAGAGAGAGGAUGGGCCGCCACGACGAACACUACACUAGGCCGCGGAGGAGGAGGAGCCCCGGGCCGGGCCAUUCCUACCGGAGAAACGGGGAAUCCGAGAGGAAAAGGAGGAGUAGUCAUGGGGGGAAGAAAUCCCACAAACACAGGUCCAAAAGCCGGGAAAGGCACAGUUCUCGAAGCAGAGGAAGAAAAAGGGACCGCAGCCGGGGCCGGGGCAGCAGCAGCCGAAGCCGCCGGAGCCGCAGCCGCAGCCGCAGCCGCAGCCGCAGCCGCAGCCGCAGCCGCAGCCGCAGCCGGAGUUCCUCUAGGUCCAGGAGUUGUGGCGGGAGGUCAGGUAGUCGAGACAGAACUAUUCAGAGUCCCAAAUCCAAAUAAACUUACUAUAUUCCUCAGUGA